Myxocyprinus asiaticus (Chinese sucker) is the source of this 3939-nucleotide messenger RNA. RefSeq names its product GTP-binding protein 8-like. NCBI's taxonomy places the organism in Eukaryota, Metazoa, Chordata, Actinopteri, Cypriniformes, Catostomidae. Gene Ontology annotation, cellular component: mitochondrion. The transcript is spliced from 6 exons. Gene Ontology annotation, molecular function: GTP binding. Bases 548 to 1408 code for a protein of 286 amino acids. The record is from RefSeq and is a predicted model, not a curated record.
UGUAUUAAUGUCCUCUUAUGGGACGGACUGUCCAUCUCUCACUACUUCGCGGAACCUUUGUGCGUGCGAGUGUUUCCUUCGGUUUAAAUUUUGCGUAACACGCGCCUACAUGCAGUGCGAUCAUAUUUGUUAUCAAUUAAAAUGUAUUCUUGCAUUCCCCGUAAUUAAUAUUUUAUUUUUAAAAUCUUUAAUUAAGAUCAUUUUAUUGAUAAAUGUGAUUUAGGCGAACUAUAGCCUUUCAGACUCAGAGACCGCAGAAGACUGUGAAGUCAUCACUUUUAAAGUAAUAUUUACUUAAAAUGUGUCUAAAUAUAUGUCUUUUUGUAAAAGUGUAUAUAAGCUUAUUAUAUAUUUGAAUGACCAGCUCUUUUUAUGCAAAGAGUCAAACUAUUCAAGAUCCCAAAUUCCCAAUGGAUGGAUAUGUAUCAUUAUGUUAGUGGACAGAUUUAAACUUUAGACCCCAACUAACAAGCUAAUGUUAGUGCAUGACACAAAAACUGACUUCAGCUAGCAACAUUUGCCACCCUGAGCGAACAUCUACUACAUAAUGCUGAGGAUAAAGACACUGCCUCCACUCCAGCCAUACAUAUCAUGUUGGCCUUUGGUCCUGCAGAGAGUUCAUCAGCUCGCCUCCAUCAAACAUGCCUGUCUGCUCUCUGAGAGGAGGCGUCAGGGACUUCUGUACCCGUUCAGUGGUCUGGAGGAGCACCUUGCCCCACAGGUCGCUCAGGCACAAUUCAAAAUCUUCCAUCCCAGCUUGGAUGACCUCCGUCGUGCAGAGACACUGUUCACUCCUUCCAUUAAACAUCACAUUGAUUACUCAACUUCUGCGGUCCGGAUGGACCAUGUACCUGUGCUUAAGCAGCCAGAGGUGUGUUUUCUGGGCAGGAGUAAUGUGGGAAAAUCUUCUCUCAUCCGCGCCUUGUUCUCUCUUGCUCCAGAGGUAGACGUGCGGGUCUCUAAAACUCCGGGCCAUACCAAAAAGCUGAAUUUCUACACUGUGGGAAAGGCGUUUACUCUAGUGGACAUGCCGGGGUAUGGACACAUGGCUCCACAGGACUUUGUAGAGAUGGUGGAACCAUACCUUAAAGAGCGUCAAAAUCUGGUGACAACAUUCUUACUGCUGGAUGGUGGAGCAGGCCUCCAGAAGGCAGAUUUAGUUGCCGUUGAGAUGUGUGAGGAGUUCAGUUUGCCUUAUGUGCUGGUGGUGACUAAAAUUGACAGAACCCGACAGGGCGCUUUGUUGGCCUUUAUGCUACAGCUGCGGGACUUCAUCAAAAAUCAGACCAGCAUGUGUUUCCCGCAGCCAUUUCUAGUGAGUUCAGUCCAGUUCUCUGGGAUUUACCUGCUCAGAUGUUUCAUAGCACAUGUAACAGGAAAUCUACAUCUUACUGCUAAACAGAUUUGAGCGUACUGCACUGCCUCUGUCUGGUGACACAAUGUUAUCUGGGAUGGUGUGACAAAAACAGUUUAAAAAAGACUGAUUUAAAAUGAUUGAUUGGCUUACUUGCAUGUUUUUGCACUCACCAGCAUUUAUACUUUCGAGUUACAGCAAUGAAAUGUUCAAGUUGAAGGUAUGUAUAUUACUUUCAAAUGCAGAGACUGGAAUAUCAGCACUAUUUUACUUGUUUCAUGAUCCAUGGAAUAGCCAAUUGUCACUGUAUAAACUCCCUGACUCAACUCAAAUAUCUGAACAAGCUUCAAGGAUGGAACAUACCCAGAUCUUAAGUUCCUGUCCGUUGAUGUAAAGACAAAAAUAAUAUUUGUUCUUCCAAAUAAAAUGGUAGAAAGUCUUGCACUGAAUCGGUUGUGAGUGAUCAAUGUAGAGAGAGACUGUUCAACUUUUGUCUCCCAGUAAAAAGUGUCACUUUUAAGGUGUCUGCUAAAUGACUACUUGCCAAUUAUUAGAUUAGUUAUACCUACACUGAUGAGUGAAAACAUUAUGACCACUCACAGGUGAAGUGAAUAACGACGAUCAUCUCCUAACAAGGCCACAUGUCAAGGUCUGGGUAGAUUAGAUGGUAAGCGAACAGUCAGUUCUUGUAGUCAACGUGUUGAAUUGAGGAGAAAUGGGCAGGGGUAAAGACCUGAGAGACUUUGACAAGGGCCAAAUUGUUAUGGCCAGAAUACUGGAUCAGAGCAUUUCUGAAACGGCAAGGCUUGUGGGGGGCUCCCAGUCAGCAGUGGUGAGAACCAUCCGACAGUGGUCUGAGGAGGGGAAAACAUAAAUGUUUGGCACCCAUCAAUGCAUGAGGGCAACGAAGGCUAUACCAUCUGGUCUGAACCAACAGAAGGUCUACUGAGGCACAAAUCACUGAAAAUUUUAAUGAUGGUUACUGGAGCAAUGUGUCACAACAAACAGUGCAUUUCACCUUGCUGCGUAUGGGGCUGCGUAGCUGCAGACCGGUCAAAGUGCCAAUGAUGACCCCUGCUCACCGUUGAAUGCACCUACAAUGUGCACGUGAGCAUCGGAACUGGACCAUGGAGCAGUGGAAGAAGGUCACCUGGUCCAAUGAGUCCUGUUUUCUUUUAUAUCACGUGGACUGCCAUGUACAUGUGCACCAUUUACCUGGGAAGUGAUGGCACCAGGAUGCACUGUGGAAAGAUGACAAGCCGUUGGAGGGAGUGUGAUGCUCUGGGCAAUGUUCUGCUGGGAAACCUUGGGUUCGGCCAUUCGUGUGGACGUCAGUUUGAUGUGCCACCUACUUAAACAUCGUUGCUGACCAGGUACACUUCAUGGCAAUGAUAUUCCCUGAUGGCAGUGGCCUCUUUCAGCAGGAUGAUACACCCUGCCACACUGCACACAUUGUUCAGGAAUGGUUUGAGGAGCAUGAUGAAGAGUUCAAGGUGUUGCCUUGGCCUCCAAAUUCCCCAGAUCUCAAUCCAAUUGAGCAUCUAUUGGAUGUUCUGGACCAACAAAUCCGAUCCAUGGCAGUUCCACCUCGCAACUUAAAGGACUUGAAGGAUCUGCUGCUAAUGUCUUGGUGCCAAAUACCACCGGACAACUUCAGGGGUCUUGUUGAGUUCAUGCUUAGGCGGGUCGGCGCUGUUUUGGUGGCACACGGAGGACCAACAGCAUAUUAGGUAGGUGGUCAUAAUGUUUUGGCUCAUACCAAAUGUUAGGUGUAUACUUGAUGUUAAAGUCAGUAAGUGGGUAACAGAUGGGCUUUUCUCACUUCAACUUGUUAACAUAUUGUUAUUUUUGACCCUGGUUAAACAUAAUCCUGAUACCUUGUUCAAUGUUCAUACUUCACCUUGAGUUAGUAAUUAAUUCUGGGUAGUCAUGUUUUACACGCAUUUGUACAACACUCUGAGUUAAUGUUCUAAUUUGUAAAUUUUAUUAACAUCAGUUGAAUGAGUACAGUGCACCUGUUUUAGGAAAUGCUUUUUGUCUGAUCUUUAAGGGAAAGUUCACCCAAAUAUUAAGCUUCUGUCAUUAUUUACUCACCCUCAUAUUCUAAAUCUGUAUGACAUUCCUUCUUAGGCUGUUUUAAAAAGUUAAUUAAGUUUUUGAUUUCUUUACCUUCAUUUUUAUGCAUUUAUAUUUUUACAUACCCUGAGGGAACAGUGUGCAGCAAGUUAAAUUCCAUAAAUGAACUUUGUGCAUAGUUACACAAGCUCAAAAAGAGUUUUGUUUUUUAAAGUUUAACUUUGUACCAUGUGUGUGUCCAUGUGUCCAUGCCUUUUAAUUGGUACUUUAAAAAUAACAUUCAUACAAUUUAUGGCUUUCUUGUAACCAUCUGUAUUCUUCUCUGACACUCAAAGCAUGGAGUCAGGUAGGCAUCCUUUCUUCCUCCCGUAAUGACAGCAGGGGUGGUGAUGGUACAGGGCUGUACCUGGAGAUAAACUAUAAAAUUUAAGUGCCACAAUAUUAUAGAAAUGCAAGAUGGUGCAAUCGCAUUUACUGUGCCCAAAGUUAACUUUGACAUUUUUUUUUUU